Molecule: messenger RNA, 1035 nt
Organism: Entrophospora sp. SA101
Lineage: Eukaryota; Fungi; Glomeromycota; Glomeromycetes; Entrophosporales; Entrophosporaceae
Source: the annotation of a GenBank genome assembly
AUGGAUGUGAAAAAUUUUAUUGAUUCAGCGCUUCAUAGACUACCACAACCAGAAUCUCAUGAAAAAAAAAAAUAUUAUAAAAUUGGAAAAACAUUAGGUUCAGGAGCUUAUGCGUCAGUAAAAGAAGCAGUAAAAACAACUACAGGCCAUAGAGUUGCGAUAAAAGUUAUUCAAAAACGUAAAGUAAGGAAUCAAGAAGCCAUGGUUUACAAAGAAAUGGAAAUAUUAUCCAAACUAGACCAUCCUAAUAUUGUGAAAUUUUAUGAUUGGUUCGAAUCAAGAGAUAAAUACUAUCUGGUAUUUGAACUUGCGACAGGUGGAGAAUUAUUUGAAAGAUUGAUUGAUGUUGGCAAAUUUACAGAAUCUGAUGCUAUAGAAAUUCUCAAGACUAUACUUGGAGCUGUCAAAUAUCUUCAUGAACAUAAUAUUGUACAUCGAGCACCAGAAAUUCAUAAAAGAAUGACAUAUUCAAAAUCAGUAGAUAUUUGGAGUAUUGGGUAUGCAUUUCUUAUUGGAAUUUGGUUUUUGAAAUUCUUAAAUGAAUGUUGUUUAAUUGACAGAUUAUGUGGUUAUCCACCAUUUCGUUCAGAGGAUCAUGCAACACUUUUUCAAGAAGUGACAACAGCACGCAUAAAAUUUGAACCACGUCAUUGGAAACAUGUUUCAGAGGAUGCCCAAGAUUUCAUUCUUGAUUUGUUAAGAUUGAAUCCAAACAAACGACCUACAGCAGAAGAAGCAUUGCAUCAUAAAUGGUUGACGGGUAAAAGUACAUCAGAUAUAGAUUUGUUUGGAGAUAUUAUGGAGAAUUUCAAUGCUCGUAAAACAUUUCGUAAAGCAGUCGGGGCAGUACAAGCAGUCAAUAGACUUGAGAAGAAUAAGAAGAACAAUUCAGCUGACAACGAUACAAAAAGAUUUAGUAGUGAUUUUGAGAAAGAUGACGGAUAUUACGAUGAUAGUGAUGCUAAUGUUGAUGAUGUUGAUAAUUUAAUAAUAGAAGAAACAUAUGAAGACAAUCAAAAAAUUGCAAUUGUAUAA